UUCCUCCAGGCCGUGGCACAGGGACGGGUCCUGUGCCCUGAGCUGCAGUGCCAUAUCCGUGUCUCUGCUGCUCUCCAGGCCUCUCGGGAAACGCUGCAUUGUGCGGCCAGGUUCUCAAAGAGGAGGAAUCUCGAGAAGCUACUGAAGAAGGAGCAGUUGAAGAUCGAUGAGUGUCUGGUAAGGAUGGCCUGGAUGAAGCCCUAGCCUCAGGCUGGAAAGAACCCCUGCCCCUGGUGUUCAGUGUGUGGGGGGCUGGCAGCUGUGGCCCCUGUCCAGUGCUGCACCCAGGGGCGCCAGCCUGCGCCCCACACGCCGCUCCCUUCCCUGGGCCACACGGGACCUUCUCCAGGCUCCUGUGGGCCCGAGCCGGGUGCCGAUGGAGCCCCGGCACAGCGGGGCUGCGGGGCGGGGCGGCACCGCGGCUCCCCGGGCAGCAGCCGGCCCUCGGCCCCCUCCAGAGCCCGGCAACAGCGGCUGCUGGCCGGGCCUCAGGGCUGUGCGGGCAGGGGAGGCCGGCGCUGGGCGCAGCCAGAGCCCGGCCGAGGGGCUGAGCCCGCGCCAAGCCUUCCCUGCUGCCGCUCUCUGCAGCUGGCAGAGGACAGGAGCCGAGCGGCCGAGCACCUGCGCCGGGUGCUGCCGUACCUGCAGAAGCCACAGGAGCCCCUGCGAGCGGCGGCCAUCAGGUUCAUGGGAAGGGUCUGGCGGCGCCAGAGGGGGCAGCAGGAAGAGCUCCAGGCCCUCAGGGAGGGCCUUCAAGCCCCAAGGAACAGUGCCAGCCCAUCCUGUUCGAUUACUGAAAAUCGUACCCAGUUUGCCCUAGGAGCUAAAGAAGUAGGGUUAUAUGCUGGAACCACUGAACCAUUGUCACAAGAACAACACCUGUAGUACAACCUCCCAGUGCUGCUGGAGCUCCAGGCACAGCUGAUGAUUGGCACAGCUGAGCCUGCAGGAAGCUCUCAGGGCUUCAACCCUCUCUUUGCCUGUAGAUAGUUCCCUCCCUCUAGCCCCCAGAGACUGUCCAUUCCCAUUUUACCCAUCACUCUCCAUCCCUUUUGACAGUUCCAUCUCAGGAGCCCUCAGACCAUGCCCAUCCCCUUUUUCCACCCCAUAUCAUCCCUUUUUUUUGCCUUCCAUUAAUAAACAGUUUGGC
This is a messenger RNA of Prinia subflava (tawny-flanked prinia), 1150 nucleotides long. RefSeq lists its product as uncharacterized. The coding region runs from base 377 to 820 and encodes 147 amino acids. Lineage: Eukaryota; Metazoa; Chordata; Aves; Passeriformes; Cisticolidae. The transcript has 3 exons. The record is from RefSeq and is a predicted model, not a curated record.